AACGUCGCCGUCUAUUUACCAGAUGAAACACCUCUGGACUGGCUUAAAAAACAUAAGUUCAGAGUGAAAAUGUAAUAGACUCUACGCGAAAUAGGAAAGAAUGAAGUGGCUCAGCUUAUUUUGGUUACCUCUCGUUGCUGGAUGCAAAAUUGCAAACUUCACCAAAGAAGAUGGAAUGGCUCUAAAGAAUCACGUGAUAGAAACUGUCACGGUAUUUCAACCGGUAGCUUGUCACUGGCAAUGUGUGGACUCUCCUCUGUGUUUCUCUGUGAACAUCAGAAAGCUACCCAAUGGGUGGGUCACGUGUGAGCUGAACAAUUCCAGCAAAACCGCUGACCCACAAGAUUUGCAACCGAGCAUCGGAAGCCAGUACCAUCAACUGACGGAAACUUCGCACUGCACCUUGGAAGAAUGUACCUACAAAGACGCCCUACCUGAUGGUUGGCUUAUGGUCGGGUCAAAACGCAUCAAGUUGUUUCACGAAAGAAAAACUUGGGGACAGGCAAAAAAGUUCUGUAAUUCAAUUGGUGGAGAGCUGGUGUCAAUCAUACGCGCGUACGAAAAUGAUAUUGUCGCUAAUUUAAUCGGUCAAGUCGACACGAGUGCAGCAGGUGAAAAGCCUUAUCACAUCAUAGCACGCUGGCUUUUGGAUGGAACCGACAAUGACGUCAGCCUCCUCAAUGGAGCAAGGUACGAAGAGGAUAAUGAGGAAAAGUCGUUGUACUUGGACGGAGCGGGUGCCCAUGCUACGACCCCAGCGGUUAACUUUGACAAGACUAGUUUUACCAUGGCCAGCUGGGUGAAACUUCGAACGCCUGUCAAUGAUCCGUCACCUAUUUACAGCGACUGGAAAAGUGACACG
This is a messenger RNA of Pocillopora damicornis (cauliflower coral), 862 nucleotides long. RefSeq lists its product as uncharacterized. Lineage: Eukaryota; Metazoa; Cnidaria; Anthozoa; Scleractinia; Pocilloporidae. The record is from RefSeq and is a predicted model, not a curated record.